Messenger RNA from Camponotus floridanus (Florida carpenter ant), 3439 nucleotides. RefSeq names its product nuclear factor NF-kappa-B p100 subunit (gene Rel). Gene Ontology annotation, cellular component: cytoplasm. The coding region runs from base 430 to 3141 and encodes 903 amino acids. Lineage: Eukaryota; Metazoa; Arthropoda; Insecta; Hymenoptera; Formicidae. Gene Ontology annotation, molecular function: DNA-binding transcription factor activity; DNA binding; protein binding. The transcript has 19 exons. Gene Ontology annotation, biological process: cellular response to stress; innate immune response; response to cytokine. The record is from RefSeq and is a predicted model, not a curated record.
AAUAAGAGCCUUAUAUUAAUCAUCUAAAUAAUAUUCAAUAGGCACUUCGGAAUUCAUUAGUAGAUAGAUCGAAAAAAGAGGAUUAUGGGAAAUUCCUAAAUGCGUUUUGCCAGGGCAUUCUACAACGUGAGCACAUGCCUACUCAGGGAAACCCAUGAUAUAUGCUGAUUGGUCGUCACGUCAUAUUCCCGGGGAAGAACCCGCGAUACUAGUCAUUAAAUUGUACUUUGAUUAACGCAUUAUUCCGGUAUUGAAGCAGUUGAUUACGUGCGUUUGGUGAGUAACGAACGUCGUGCAUCCCAACAUUAUCGGAGACGAGACUCUCAAAUUUUAUUUGUCCUGCGACAUUUGAUCGUACUCGCGGUAACAGCUGAGCGAAUUAAUUUCUUAAUUUGAUGCAUCUGUCGAUCGCACACUCGUUUAAUAUUCAUGAGGAAAGUAAUCGCCAAUAUGCCCGAUGCGUACGAGAAUUUUAACAUGGCGAUGCGGAGUAUGUUGACAUCCAGUGGUAUUAUGGAUAAUGAGGCGGACCCGUCGUACUUUCCAUUCAACGAUUUAACAUUGAUGGGCAGUACAGGUGGUCUAAGCCCAUAUAGUGGAUCUCAGGGAAAUAUGAGUAUUACAUCACCCAUGUCAACAUCUUCGUCGCCUAUGCAUAUCACAGAUAAUUAUAUCAAUUUAACUAAUGCUUCAGUACAAGUACUUGGUGAACCAUACAUUAAUAUUUUGGUACAUCCAAUGGAUAAAUUUAGAUUCAGAUAUAAAUCUGAAAUGGUAGGGACACAUGGAAGUUUGUUGGGUGCAUCAAAUGGACGUAGACGGAAUAAAAAUAAUGUACCAACAGUCCAAUUACAUAAUUUUUUGGAUAAAGCAAUAAUACGAUGCACAUUGGUUACAACGGACGACGAACAUACACCACAUGCUCAUAGAUUAGUGAAACGUAUGGGUACCACAGAUAUAGAUGACCCGCAUGAUAUAGAAGUUUCAUCUGCAAACGAUUUUACUGCUGAAUUCCAUAGUAUGGGAAUAAUACAUACUGCAAGAAAAAAUAUUAAAGACGAAAUAGUACGAAAAUUACGUGCAGAAGUUUUAGAGGAACGUAAACGUUCAAAUUUUAAUGCUACUCUUAGUCUUCGUGACGAUGCACAGAUUAAAGCUGAUGCAGAACGUUAUCAGAAGAUUAUAAAUUUAAAUACAGUUACUCUUUGUUUUCAAGCAUUUAUCAAAGAUCAACAUAAUGUCAUGAGAUCAAUUACAACACCAGUUUAUAGCAAUCCUAUCAAUAAUUUAAAAAGCGCGUUAACAGGGGAACUUAAAAUAUGUAGAAUUGACAAGUAUACCAGUAGUUGUGAAGGUGGAGAAGAAGUGUUCAUACUUGUAGAGAAAGUUUCAAAAAAAAAUAUAAAAAUAAAAUUUUUCGAACUAAAUGACGAUGACAUUGAGGUCUGGACUGAUUAUGGUCGUUUCUCGGAACUAGACGUUCACCAUCAAUAUGCCAUGGUAUUUCGAACUCCACCAUACAAGGAUCUAUAUAUUACUUCACCGAGAGAAGUCUUUAUACAGUUGGAACGUCCUUCAGAUUCAGAUUGUUCAGAACCAAUCAAGUUUACAUAUAAACCUAGCGAUCGCAUGAUUGGUAGGAAAAGAACGCGAGUCUCUCAUUCGAAUAGCGAGGAAUUGGCACAAAUGGCGUUUAAUCUAGAUACGCCGUUAAUGAAUACACCAUUAAUGAAUGUACCUUCAAACAAUGAUAGUACCGAAAUUUCUAAAGAAAUAAAAAAGAUGUUAGAGGAUAAAUGCUCUUCGAGUGAGUUCAAGGAGUUUGUUGAUCACAUAAAUUUAGAUUUAUAUGAGAAUUUAUUAGCCCAAAGUGAAGAAAAUAAAUUAACUUAUGAUGGAGCACCGAGUAAAAAGGAUAAUGAAAUGUUUGCCAAAAAUGUUAUUAUCGAUACAAUAAAGAGAAUUAAAGCAAAUCCAGAUAAAUCUAAAGAUAUUAUAGUAAAUAUGUUAAAAGACAGAACAACUUAUGGUGAUUCGCCGCUACAUUAUGCACUCCGAUAUGGACAAAAAGAUGUUAUAAAACGUAUCUUAAUGCUUAUGAGUUUUGUAAGAACAAAGAGUGAAGAGUUAGUAAAUAUUCAAAAUAGUUCUGGCAAGACACCAUUGCAUUAUGCUGUUUCACAAGAACAUGCGGAAAUUACAAACGCAUUACUUAUACUUGGUGCAGAUCCAAAUAUAUCAGAUCAUUAUGGGCAAAUGCCAUUGCACAGAGCUGUUAAAUUUCCAGAAGCAAAAGCAAGUAUUGAUGUUUUAUUGGCUGAAGAAAAAAUCAACAUUGAAACAAAUACAGAUUUAGGGUGGACACCUUUGCAAUUAGCUGCUGAAGCAGGUUCAUACUAUGCAGUAUGUUCUCUGAUUAAAGCUGGUGCAGAUGUAAAUAAUACCGAUAUGUCGUAUGGAAGAACAGCUUUACAUAUCGCAGUCGAAGGAGGUCAUAAAGAUAUAGUGGAAUUGCUGUUAAAAAAUACCAAAAUAGAUGUUAACAAAAGAAACUUCAGUGGAAAUACAGCAUUGCAUACUGCAGUAGUUACGCCUGGGAUGAAAGCAAAAGAAAUAUGUGCCCUUCUAUUGAAAUAUGGCGCUGAUCCAUACAUAAGGAAUUUUAAUCGUGAGCCAAGCAACAUUGAAGGGGACCAAGUACAAAAUAUAAAAACUGAAAUACACUCGGACGAUGAAAACAUGAAAGAAUCCAUCGGACAAUCAUCUUUCGACUUGGCUUCAAACAAACCAGAUAUUCUACAACUUGUUUCCAAUCAAAAUGAUACAUCAUUAGGAGCAAUUAAGUGUAAAGAGGAAAAUAUUGAUGAUACACAAAAAGUUUGGAUGGAUGCAGUCCAGGAAAAACAAUUAGCAGAUAUCCUAGAUGAGACAAAAGGAUGGAAGAAAUUAGCCCGUCAUUUGAAUUUUGAAAAUUUAUUUAAUAACUUUGAAGAAAGUUCAUCCAGUUCAACAUUACUCCUUUUGAAUUAUAUUGCUAUACAAACCAAUAUAUCUCUCAGUGACCUGCAAAAUAUAUUACAAAGCAUAGGCGAAGAAAGUGCUGCUGUAUAUAUCGGACAAAUUUUAUCUGUAUUGUCAUAAAACUACGAGUCACACGAUUUUAAAAUGAUGAUAAUGAAUUAUUGAAUACACGUAUCAUAUAUUAUCAUAUAUUUUAUAACAAUAUUAUUAUUACGUUUGUAAAUUAAUCUUUUGCACAUAGGCGCCGCUAUAGCGAUAUACACUUUAUAAUGAAAUUAUUUAUGAUACUGAGAACAGUAGCGACAAUAAAAAUCUGGAAUUUAUUUGAUAUAAUAAUUUUUUAAUAUUCACUAGAGAUUUUACAAAAAUGCCUUGCUGGUAGACCAUAUGACAAAAUUAGCUGGAGUGCAAAGGGUUA